ACCGGAAGUAAUGCACGUGUAGAAAAAACAGCUGAAUGAUCUGUUUAAAGCGUUUGAUAAAAUUUCCCUCUGUAUUUUAUGGAUUACAGACAUUAAAAAGAAGUUUUUCGGGUUCAUUAAUGGAGCAUUUUGAAGAAGACUUGGUGGAGGCGCUUAAAGACGUUGUAAAGGCGGGGAGCUGGCAGUGUGUGGGAGAUGCUGGGAAGCUGAAGUCACCCUGCACCAAGUUUUACGCAGACGAUGGAGAGCACAUAGUUCUGGUGCACACAGAUGAUGGACGGUACUGGGCUAUGGACUCAUCCUGCCCACAUGAAGGUGGUCCUCUUGACCAAGGAGACAUCGAGGACCUGGGAGAUGGGAAACUGGCGUUGGUAUGCCCCUGGCAUUAUUUUGACUUCAGCCUGGAGACAGGUGCCUCAUCGUCAGGACUGCAGAAUCAAGUCUAUGAUGUCAGAGUAGUGGAUGGAAAGGUAUAUAUCAAUACUCAGAGUAACUUGUCUCGCUACCCUGUCCCGGUUACGAAAACAGCUAAAACAGAUGCCUCGUUGCCAGGGGAAAUUAAUUCAGCGUCUUCAGAAAAUACACUCUGUUUCUGGGCCACAAAAAUCCUCUGUACUCCAGACCCACAGGAAAAGGUAAAAUUGACUAAAGAAGUGCAGCAUUGGUGGGACACUGGGAAAAUAACUGAAAUCGGGGAGUGUGCUCCACCAGCGCAGCCCAGCAGGAUAGACAAGCUGACUGUAGUGCAGCCGGGCAAAAUCAAACGCGGUAAAGGAGGCACACAGGCGAGCAGGAUCGCUUUGCUGCAUUCUCUGGCGAAUAUCGAGCAGUGGGCGAUUGAUCUGUCGUGGGAUAUUAUAGCACGGUUCUCUUCUGUUCAGCUCAGCACUGGAGACUCAAUGCCACGCCAGUUCUUCAGUGACUUUGUCAAAGUAGCUGGAGAUGAAGCCAAGCAUUAUGAUUUAUUAGAGCAAAGGAUCAAGGACCUGGGCAGCUCUUUUGGUUCCCUGCCGGUGCAUAAUGGUUUGUGGCAGUCGGCAACAGAGACGUCUCAUGAUCUUCUGUCCAGACUGGCUAUAGUACACAUGGUUCAUGAAGCCAGGGGUUUAGACGUGCACCCUCAGACGCUCUCACGCUUUGCAGCACAGAAUGACACAGACUCUGUGAAGAUACUGGAGAUAAUCUACACUGAUGAGAUCACACAUGUGGCUGCAGGACUCCGCUGGUUCACAUACAUUUGCUCUAAAGAGGAACGGCAUUGCUUGACGACUUUCCAUGACUUGGUUAAGUUGCACUUCAGAGGGUAUCUGAAGCCCCCGUUUAACACAGAGGGAAGGAAGACGGCCGGGAUGACUGAGGAGUGGUACGUUCCACUUGUUAAACCUGCCAGCUAACCGAAGAUGUUCUUCAGCUUUUACAGUGGAAAGAUAAGCUGCUACACUCUAUCACUCUCUUCUGUACACUACAUACUAUCUGUCACUGCCAGUACUGUAAUUAUUUACUAUUUUACUAUUAAUAAUUUAAUUAUUACUGUAAACCUUCAGCUUAUUUCCUGCACUGUGCAUGUCCUUGUAAUUGUGUGAAAUGAUUAUUUAU
Molecule: messenger RNA, 1596 nt
Organism: Astyanax mexicanus (Mexican tetra)
Lineage: Eukaryota; Metazoa; Chordata; Actinopteri; Characiformes; Acestrorhamphidae
Product: Rieske and Ferritin_like domain-containing protein
Exons: 12
Coding region: 36-1394 (452 amino acids)
Molecular function (GO): 2 iron, 2 sulfur cluster binding
Source: RefSeq, a predicted model, not a curated record